Messenger RNA from Vitis riparia (riverbank grape), 2059 nucleotides. Its product is annotated as mitochondrial-processing peptidase subunit alpha-like. The record is from RefSeq and is a predicted model, not a curated record. Gene Ontology annotation, cellular component: mitochondrion. Gene Ontology annotation, biological process: proteolysis. Bases 112 to 1632 code for a protein of 506 amino acids. NCBI's taxonomy places the organism in Eukaryota, Viridiplantae, Streptophyta, Magnoliopsida, Vitales, Vitaceae. Gene Ontology annotation, molecular function: metalloendopeptidase activity; metal ion binding. The transcript is spliced from 13 exons.
GGUUUCAUUCCCAAAGGACGCAGCCAUCGUUCUCUUUCGUAGUUGAUCUCCAAGUCUCCCACAACCUCGGCCCAGUGGAUUCUUUCUAGGGUUUCACAGUGUUCGAUCGACAUGUACAGAACCGCAGCUUCGCGUGUUAGGGCACUCAAGGGCCGUGCAGGCAGUAGGGCCCUUAUCAGAUUUGCAAGUUCAAGUGCUGUUGCCACAAGCUCGUCAUCUUCUGGAGGUUUAUUUAGCUGGCUGAUCGGAGACAAGUCCAAGACACUGCCUCCUCUUGACUUCCCGCUUCCCAAUGUUGCUCUCCCACCUGCACUGCCUGACUAUGUUGAGCCCAGUAAGGUUAAGAUAACAACUAUUUCCAAUGGUGUCAAAAUAGCCUCAGAAACAUCAGCUAAUCCUGCUGCCUCAAUAGGGUUAUAUGUUGACUGUGGAUCAAUAUAUGAGACACCAAUCUCAUUUGGAGCCACACACCUUCUUGAGCGUAUGGCCUUCAAGAGCACAAUAAACAGGAGCUACCUACGCGUUAUACGAGAAGUGGAGGCAAUUGGUGGCAAUGUGACAGCGUCAGCCUCUCGGGAACAGAUGGGGUACACCUUUGAUGCUCUCAAAACUUAUGUUCCUGAAAUGGUAGAGCUUCUUAUUGAUUCUGUGAGGAACCCCGCAUUCCUUGACUGGGAGGUCAGUGAACAGCUUGAAAAGGUGAAAGCUGAGAUUGGAGAAGCUUCCAACAAUCCUCAAGGCUUGCUUUUGGAGGCGCUUCACUCAGCUGGAUAUUCUGGGGCUUUGGCAAAUCCUCUUUUAGCUCCAGAAUCUGCAAUAAACAGAUUAGACAGUACAAUUUUGGAGGAGUUUGUUGCUUUAAAUUAUACUGCUCCUCGGAUGGUACUUGCGGCUUCUGGGGUUGAACAUGAGGAACUGUUAUCUGUUGCAGAACCACUUCUCUCUGACCUACCCAGUGUUCCUCGUCCUGAGGAACCUAAAUCUGUGUAUGUUGGAGGUGAUUAUCGCUGUCAAGCUGACUCAGGGAAAACACAUUUUGCUCUGGCCUUUGAAGUUCCCGGUGGUUGGCAUAAGGAGAAGGAAGCAAUGACUUUGACAGUUCUUCAGAUGCUAAUGGGAGGAGGUGGAUCUUUCUCUGCUGGUGGUCCUGGAAAAGGGAUGUACUCACGACUAUAUCUUCGUGUCUUGAACACAUAUCCACAAAUUCAGUCAUUCUCUGCAUUCAACAGUAUCUACAAUAAUACCGGCUUAUUUGGAAUUCAAGCUACCACUGGCUCUGAUUUUGUAUCAAAAGCCAUUGAUAUAGCAGCUAAAGAACUGGUUGCAGUUGCAACACCUGGACAAGUUGACCAAGUACAGCUAGAUCGUGCCAAACAGACCACGAAGACUGCUGUUCUGAUGAACUUGGAAUCUAGAAUGGUUGCAUCAGAAGAUAUAGGUAGACAAAUCUUGACAUAUGGAGAGAGGAAACCUGUGGAUCAUUUCUUGAAGGCUGUGGAUGAGGUUACUUUGAAGGAUAUUGCUUCCAUCACCCAGAAGCUUCUUUCUUCCCCUCUCACAAUGGCAUCGUACGGAGAUGUUAUUUUUGUACCAAGCUACGAAAAUGUAAGCAGCAAGUUCCAAUCAAAGUGACAUCACUUAUAUAUGCCAGAAGCUGGGUAGUGGCACCUGUUUAUUGUCCUUAAUUUGUUGGACACAUGCUUUUGUUGGAUGUAUGCUUAUCGUCAAGCUCUCUUACAGCCGACACCUGUUGAGAAUAAGAAAGUAAUUUUAAACAUUCUCCAUCUUAAUAAAAUAAUUUGGUGAUCCUGGGCAAGCUACAUUUUGAUGCACAGCUCUUGUUCUGACCCUUUGUAUUUGUUGCUGGCAGAGUUUCAGGGUCUUUGACAGAUACGGUUUCGUUUCUAUGUUUGAUGUAAUUGUCAAUUUCAUUUGUCACUGAAAUUUUGCAUUUCUUCUCUUUUUUUCCCCGUUUGGUUUUGCCUUUAUGUGAAUCAGAGUCUCAAGCCUCAUUGAUUGUUUUUUUUUUUUUCCAUCUAUUCAUUAGCACGUUCCUAAA